AUGGGCCGAGCGACAACCCCGGCGAAACGCAAAAUGGAUGACAUGGAUGACGAGCCCCAGGUCAAUGGAGAGCGGCCCGCGAAGACCUCCAAGAAACAAGUUGCACCAGCCAAGGGUCCUAUCCGGCGACGCUAUCCUGCGCCCCCAAUUUGGGCUCAAAGUGCGCGGUCACUGGGCGAGCGGUUGCCCAACAAGCCCAACUUUGUGUUGCAAAAGCGCGCGCACGCGCAUGUCAACGGGGCCAAACCUGUGGUCGCUCAACCUCCUCCACAGCGAGACGUACCACGCGACCUACCACGCGAAUCCGCUCCGCCACUAGCCCAUCCAGCACAGGACUUGCUGGGCGACUGGGAACCAACCAUCACGAAUCUGGGUCCGCCCGAAGACAUUCCUCGAGUGAUGGCUGAUUUUCUGUUCUUCAACAUCAUCAAAAACCCUUCGGCUCACGAAAUAGAGUCCAGGGGUAUCAAGUUCGAAGUCGAAGCCAAGCUCGGGACGCUUAUAGACCGGGACACCAACGACCAGCGCGUGGAGCGGGGCCUGCUAUCCGAAGCCAUUCUCGCAGACCCGUCUCGCGUCGCCUUUAAGAGUAGGAUGACAGAAUCGGCGCACAAGUCUUUCAAUGAAUUCCUGAACGCCACGGUCAAGGAGACACACGAGCAGCAAGCAGCCGGCACCAGGCGGGUACCGUUGCGAUAUCGGCAUCGGUACGAAAUCGAUCAAUUCAUCGACAUGACGCCCGACAUGUUUGAUCGGUUGCCCGAAUGCAUGAACACCGCUCCUCAACCUGGGCAGGGCAGGCGACGUCCUCGCGUCAGGGUCAGUCGGAAUCAGCAAACUGGUCAGGUCAUUGCCCAGAUCGUCAAGGCGCGCGUGGCGGAUCUCGACUUCCAUAUCCCAUGGGGGCCUAUGGACUGCCGCAUCUCCAUUAACCUCGAGAUGGACUGGGAUGGUCCGUUGGAGCAACUAGAGGAUGCGCUCGCGCGGCAGAAUGACCGACAACCAGAUCGCAGGAAGGACCGCCUCAGCUACACACAGGGCCCCUAUCAGAUUGACCUGACACAGGUCACGCAGGAGCAAAAGGACAGGGGUCAAAGUCGGUUCACCAAGGAGCAUGAGCUGGAGAUUGAAUUGGAUCCGGCCACGCUGAUAGAGCAGGGUCGCAUGGCUGAUGAAGGCCGAGACCAUCGGUACCUCGAGCUUGUAACUGGAUUCGUGGACAACAUCCGCCUACUUGCGAGGAAGGCAGAUGAAAUAGGGGAUGUGUCUGGGAAAGGAUCUCGAUAA
Emericellopsis cladophorae is the source of this 1287-nucleotide messenger RNA. RefSeq lists its product as uncharacterized. The transcript has 2 exons. Bases 1 to 1287 code for a protein of 428 amino acids. Gene Ontology annotation, molecular function: polynucleotide 5'-phosphatase activity. Lineage: Eukaryota; Fungi; Ascomycota; Sordariomycetes; Hypocreales; Bionectriaceae. Gene Ontology annotation, biological process: 7-methylguanosine mRNA capping; polynucleotide 5' dephosphorylation. The record is from RefSeq and is a predicted model, not a curated record. Gene Ontology annotation, cellular component: mRNA capping enzyme complex.